Acanthosepion pharaonis is the source of this 2517-nucleotide messenger RNA. NCBI's taxonomy places the organism in Eukaryota, Metazoa, Mollusca, Cephalopoda, Sepiida, Sepiidae. The record is from the annotation of a GenBank genome assembly.
AUGCGACUCCACGACCAUUUCCUUCUGGUUCGGGUGGUGUCAUUUUGCCGCCACUUCAAUCUCCCCUCUCCUUCGUUUCGUGUUUCGUCCCCUCUCCUUCGUUUCGUGUUUCGUCCCCUCCCUCUCCUGUGUUUCGUUUCCUUCGUUUCGUGUGUUUCGUCCCCUCUCCUUCGUUUCGUGUUUCGUCCCCUCUCCUUCGUUUCGUGUUUCGUCCCCUCUCCUUCGUUUCGUGUUUCGUCCCCUCUCCUUCGUUUCGUGUUUCGUCCCCUCUCCUUCGUUUCGUGUUUCGUCCCCUCUCCUUCGUUUCGUGUUUCGUCCCCUCUCCUUCGUUUCUUGUUUCGUCCCCUCUCCUUCGUUUCGUGUUUCGUCCCCUCUCCUUCGUUUCGUGUUUCGUCCCCUCUCUCUCUCUCUCUCAAUUUACAUAUAUUAACUAAGGAAAAUGUAGUUAUUAUUAAAAUUGGUCUUCCUCCCUCCCUCUCUCUCUCUCUGUCCUCUUCCUCCCUCUCUCUCUCUCUGUCCUCUUCCUCCCUCUCUCUCUCUCUGUCCUCUUCCUCCCUCUCUCUCUCUCUGUCCUCUUCCUCCCUCUCUCUCUCUCUCCGUCCUCUUCCUCCCUCUCUCUCUCUGUCCUCUUCCUCCCUCUCUCUCUCUCCGUCCUCUUCUCUCCUCUCCUCCCUCUCUCUCUCUCCGUCCUCUUCCUCCCUCCUCUCUCUCUCUCUCCGUCCUCUUCCUCUUCCCUCUCUCUCUCUCCGUCCUCUUCCUCCCCUCUCCUCUUCCUCCCUCUCUCUCUCCCUCUUCCUCCCUCCUCUUCUCCUCCCUUCCUCCCUCUCUCUCUCCGUCCUCCUCUCUCUCUCUCUCGUCCUCUCCUCCCUCUCUCUCUCCCGUCCUCUCUCUCUCUCCUCUUCCUCCCUCUCUCUCUCCGUCCUCUUUCCUCUCUCUCUCCUCUCCUCCCUCUCUCCUCUCCUCUCUUCCUCCCUCUCUCUCUCUCCGUCCUCUUCCUCCCUCUCUCUCUCUCCGUCCUCUUCCUCCCACUCUCUCUCUCCGUCCUCUUCCUCCCUCUCUCUCUCUCCGUCCUCUUCCUCCCUCUCUCUCUCUCCGGACACUUCUUUUCCUCCUCCUCCCCCAACUGCAACCUUUUUUCAGCCGUCGGUUGAAAAGUAUUCCAAUGUCGAGGAGGACCGUCCUGUAUCUACUCAACAGUCAAGGUCCUUCAAAUUAUUGCAGGGUUUGAUGGACAGUGGUCAAGAACCCCCAUCUGCCCUGAGACCAUUGAGCGCCACUACCACACCCAAUGGAUCCCGAAGUGUUUCCCCCCAACCACAAACAGCUCCUGGAAAACCCAACAGCGUCAAAGCCAUUGGGAACUGGCAGUACAAUUCUCCAAUUGGUCUCUAUUCCAAAGAGAAUGUCCACUCAACUUUCCAAGAUCAAUCAAAGAUCCUUUCUGGUCAAGAGUUGCGAACUGCUGAUAAUACAGAUGUGAGUAAAUCUAACCCUGUCUCUACCACUGGAAAUAACGAGAAAAAUUCCACUGCACAAGAAUUUGAUGAGGCUGGUCGGCAAGUUUACCGACCUUCAGAGACUUACAGGCUCAUUCACCAACAAGAUGAAGAAAACAAUAAUCAACAACCUUUGUAUUCGAAAACAUUCAAACGACUUCAGCAAAAACUGGAUGAGAGCCCACAACCACAUUUUUCACCAGCUAGUGCCGUACCUCCUCCUCCACCAGCUGGCACUGUUCCAGUGACAUAUAUUCCUCCUCCACCUGUGGCCCCGUUGGCUAGAGCAUCUCCUGCUGCCGCACCAGCUCGUGCUCAUGCUGCUAUGCCUGCUCGUGCACCUGCUCCUGCUCCGGCACCAGCUCCAGCACCCGUAAGGGCUGCAUUGCCAAGGGGUGUUCCACCAAAACCUACUGGCGUUGGUGCUACCAAAGGCAAGAGAGGAGACGCUGUCUAUCGAACCCAAGAUCAAUUGGCCGGAAGAAUCCCUGUAUGUGCUCAAUGUGGAGCCCAAAUCAGGGGUCCUUUCGUGUUGGCCAUGAGCAAAUCCUGGUGUCCUGAUCAUUUUGUCUGUGCCAACCCCAAUUGUGGUGUCAAGCUGUUUGACAUUGGAUUUGUAGAGGAAGGCGGCUACCUGUAUUGUGAGAGGGACUACGAGCAAUAUUUUGCUCCGCAUUGUUCAAAGUGUUCCAAUGUCAUUGUUGGAGAAUGUGUGAAUGCUUUGAACACAACGUUCCAUCCUCAAUGCUUUGUCUGCGUACAAUGUAAAAAGCCCAUGGGAAAUAGCAGUUUCCAUAUUGAGGACGGAGAAUAUUAUUGCGAUGCUGAUUGGAAGGCCCAGUUCCAGGCUGUCUGCUUUGGCUGCAAAUACCCAAUUGAUCCUGGAGAUCGCUGGGUAGAGGCUUUGGACCACAGUUAUCACUCAGACUGCUUUUCUUGCACUUCGUGUCAUGUCAGUCUGGAGGGACAGCCGUUCUAUGCCAAGGGAGGUAAACCCUAUUGCAAGAAACAUGCCAGAUAA